AUGGGAUGUAGACGAGCACCAUCAAAACAGAGACAUAAAUUCACCAAAGAAGAACUGAGGAAACUUAAACAAGAAUUUGAGUCAGCCCCUUAUCCAAAUUUCUCGACCAAGAAUGGGCUGGCACAGGAUUUCCAAUGUGGACUGGACGUGAUUGUUAACUGGUUUCAGAAUAAAAGAUCCAGAUCACCACCAGAAUUGAAAGACAAAUUUCUUGCCAUGAGAAGAAUGAUGAGCAAGUGCCCAGGCUACGUGCUUACCAAUCAUCAGGAUACCCCGACCGAGGAAGCUUCUGGUGAACAGUAUGGCUUAUGUGACUCUGUGGUCCAAAGCAUUGGAACGAGAUCAAGUGAUGAGUAUCAAGGGGCCACUGGAAGUGGAUCUUCUUUCUACUUCAGACCAAUGGACUUUACUCUUCCCCCUGGGUCUGAGCAGUAUUAUGUUGGUGACCACCCUGAGACACCGGAAAGCCAAUAUUCCACAUUCUCUCUUGCUCAAAAUGUUCCUUGUUUGCAGGGGCAAGGGCAGAUGGAUUGUAACUAUACCCCAAUGCUGUCCUGGGAAGGACAGCCCCAGAAUGACUGGGGAUAUCAGCAACAACUGCAGCAGCCUCAGAGCUACCAAGAGAGGGUCUCCGCAGACUGGCUUGGCAUGCACCAGAGCCAUAGAGAUUUAGGGCAGCAGGUGUCCUCCUCCUUUCCCUUAGAGCAUCAGGAUCAAUUUGAUCCAAGUAAUGGAGACUGA
Messenger RNA from Grammomys surdaster, 741 nucleotides. RefSeq lists its product as uncharacterized. Gene Ontology annotation, biological process: regulation of transcription by RNA polymerase II. The record is from RefSeq and is a predicted model, not a curated record. Lineage: Eukaryota; Metazoa; Chordata; Mammalia; Rodentia; Muridae. The coding region runs from base 1 to 741 and encodes 246 amino acids. The transcript has 3 exons. Gene Ontology annotation, molecular function: RNA polymerase II cis-regulatory region sequence-specific DNA binding; DNA-binding transcription factor activity, RNA polymerase II-specific. Gene Ontology annotation, cellular component: nucleus.